Molecule: messenger RNA, 2862 nt
Organism: Scomber scombrus (Atlantic mackerel)
Lineage: Eukaryota; Metazoa; Chordata; Actinopteri; Scombriformes; Scombridae
Gene: tasp1
Product: taspase, threonine aspartase, 1
Exons: 14
Coding region: 193-1467 (424 amino acids)
Biological process (GO): protein maturation
Molecular function (GO): threonine-type endopeptidase activity
Source: RefSeq, a predicted model, not a curated record
AGCGCUGUGGAUGGAGAGUGUUGUGGCUGCAAAGUUUAUCUCACUUACAUGUAUCAGUGAAAUAACAGUUCAUGUGUAUUAAACACAUGUCAGCUAACGUCGUGGUUAGCAUACAGCGCUGUCACUAAAAGGGGAGGAGGAGUGAAAUCUGUGUGUCCUGAAAAUGACUUUCUCACCUCUGUGUGAUAGGCCAUGAUCGGCUUGUCAAGUUAUGCAGGGGUUAUGGAAAGUCUAAUCAAUUCUGCUGAAGAGCAGCAGCCCUCCUCUCCCCUGGACAAGUCAUGGUCCAAUAAACAGGAAUCAAGCAAGAAUCAAAAGCCAGGUGUCGGUGGAUUUGUUUUGGUGCAUGCUGGAGCAGGAUACCAUUCUGAAUCAAAGGCCAAGGAGUACAAGCAUGUGUGCAAAAGAGCCUGCCAGCGAGCUGUUGACCGGCUCAAAGCUGGGGCUCUUGCAGUGGAAGCAGUGGCUGCAGCACUGGUUGAACUUGAGGACUCUCCUUUUACAAACGCUGGCAUGGGCUCCAACCUUAACUUGUCAGGGCAAAUUGAAUGUGAUGCAAGUAUCAUGGAUGGGAAGUCGCUGCAUUAUGGAGCUGUAGGCGCCAUUAGUGGUAUUAAGAACCCAGUUUUAGUUGCAAAUCGUCUACUGAAUGAAGCACAGAAAGGGAAACUCUCAGCUGGCAGAAUACCUCCCUGCUUUUUAGUGGGGCGAGGAGCGCAUGAUUGGGCCGUCAGCCAUGGUAUACCACCAUGCCCUUCAGAGAAAAUGGCUACCAAGUUCAGUUUAUCUGCGUACAAGAGAAACAAGAGAAAGAUGGAGCUGGCGGAGAAAAUGGACACAGGACAUAAUCAAACAAAGAAAAGACGACAAUCAAGUGAAAAUGAAAAUGGUUCAGGGUGCCUCGACACAGUGGGAGCCGUUGUGGUUGACCUGGAAGGGAAUGUAGCUGCAGCAGUGUCCAGUGGAGGCCUGGCCAUGAAACAUCCUGGCAGGGUUGGCCAGGCUGCUCAUUAUGGAUGUGGCUGCUGGGCUGAAAAUGCCUGUAAUAUGAACACUUACUCUACAGCAGUGAGUACCUCAGGCUGUGGAGAGCAUCUGAUUCGCACCAUGCUGGCACAGGAAUGCUCUGCUGCCAUGCAGUCUGAAGAUGCCCACCAAGCACUGCUGGAGGCUAUGCAAAACAAGUUCAUCAGCUCACCCUUUCUGGCCAGCGAAGACCGUGUUUUGGGUGGAGUAAUUGUCUUGCGGUGCUGCAGAUGUGUGGAAGCUCAGCCUUCUCAAAAUAUUCAGGGUAUACUGGUGGAGUUCCUAUGGAGUCACACCACAGAGAGCAUGUGUGUUGGCUACAUGUCUGCCCAAGAUAGCAAAGCAAAGACACACAUAUCCAGACUACCACCUGGGACCGUUCCUGGCCAGUCCCUGGCCAUCGAGGGAGGUGUGUGUCGACUGAUGAGCGUAGCGGAGUGAGCCGCAUUUACCUUCCUCCUGGGCCUCCUUAGCAAUACUCCAAUACAAACCCUUCCACACACACAAACACACACACAAAAACAGACACAAAAACAGACACAGACACACACACACACACACACACACACACACACACACACACACACACACACACACACACACACACACACACACACACACACACACACACACACACACACAUACCUUUGUGAUGCUAGAAGUAAUAAGCUUUAGCUGUUUUAACAGGUUUCCAGGAAGGAGGGAGGGGUGUUAGCUUCUAGUUAGUGCACUUACAGGACUUCCUGUUGCCACUGUCUGCCUACAGCAUGUACUCUAUGCCAAUCUACACCCCCCUCAGCUCUCCAGUGUCACCUGGAUUAGACUUGAUGCACCAUUGCCUUGAUUCACCAUUAUUUUUCUUUGUUACUCUUUUCCAAGUAAAAAGUGACGUCCUUCCUUUUGUAUAUAAGCUAUGAUUUAGGUAAACAGGGUGGAUGUUCAUGUUAUUUUGUAUUGCUGAACAGAUGUGACUAUUUUCAAACUUUUAGGAAUUUAAAAUGCAAGACCUUAUUUUCUUGUUAAAAAAGUACUUUUCAAGUAUAAAGGAUGUCGGUAUGCACCUUGUGGAAUGCCUGCUACUCAAGAUAACUGUUGUUGUGAACGGAGCAUUUACAGCUGAGAGUUUGAACAGUGACGAUAAAAGCAAUUUAUAAUAAUAAACACGUACAGACCAACUUCCAUGUACUCACACAUAUUGUUAUUAAUCCUCCAGCAUACUGUAUAAUGUAGCAUUUAUGUGCAUCUUAGAUCAUGAUGAGUUUUAUAACCAUUACAGCCAUAGAAUUUGCUUUGCUAUAAUUGUUUUAAAAUGUGAACACACAGCUAUUGCAUGUACAAAAAAACACCUCCAGUAAGCCACUUUCUGUUCUAUAGCAGGCGUAGAGUUGAUCAAGAAGCAGUUUGCAGAGUGAUGCUGAUACUAUAGCGCUCAGGUAGCAGUAAUUGAUUCCACCUCCAAACAUGACUGUUAGUCAUCAUUUAAAAACACAAUUUAUAUUUGUAGAGUUACAUUGACAGACAUGUAUUUUCUUGUUUAAAGAGAAAAAAGGACCGCUAAAAACGAAUUUAUGCAUUUUUAAGCCCAUGAAAUGGUGUUGUUGAGAAUUGUACUUGAAAAGAGUAAAGGUCUAACUAAAUUGAUACUUCUGUCGGGAUGAUCAGUUUCUCUGAUUUUGCUGUUAAACUCAAUUACUAAUAAGAAUUCCAACAAAACCAUGAUAGAGCUUGUCUUAUCUUUACUUGAAAAUGCAAUGAAUAUAAAAGGGUAUAAGCUAUGGAAAUGAUUGCACAGCUCUCUACAGUGCUUGAAAAGUAAAUAAAAUCUAUGUUGCUACA